This is a messenger RNA of Rotaria socialis, 1143 nucleotides long. The record is from the annotation of a GenBank genome assembly. NCBI's taxonomy places the organism in Eukaryota, Metazoa, Rotifera, Eurotatoria, Philodinida, Philodinidae.
AUGGAUGAAAAAUUUGAUUUUCGAACUCUACUACUCAAACUUCAAGAUUAUUUUUCUGAUGAUGAUCGACGACGCCUUCACUUUAUUCUUGGUGAUACCAUGCCAAGACAUUUACGUGAUGAUCCUACCCUCAGUGGUACACUGAGUCUUCUUGAAUCUCUUUUUGAUCAAGCAACGAUCAGUGAACAAGAUUUGAAUUAUUUAAUUCAUGCACUUAAUGAAAUAAAUUGUCAUAAAGCACUUAAACGACUUAAUGAACAUAAAUUAGUUCAAUAUAACAGAAAUCGAUGUGAAACUACAACGACAAAUGUCUCAGAUUUGCUUGAUGACAAUGAAGAGAAUAAAAUCCCGUAUAACAAAAAUAAUUCAAACUUCAUGUUAUCAAACAAUUCAAAAGAACGUCAUUCUACAUCGAGUCAGGUAACAAUGAUAUCAUUCGAUCAAAAACAAAUUAAUGAAAACAAAUUAUUUCUGACAAAAUCAAGAAUUAAAUUUGUAGAGAAAAGAUUCAAAAUAGAUUUAAUAUGUGUGAAACAAACUUUUAAAUCACGUUUAACAAUUUGUCAACUUGUUCUAUUUAGUUUUAAUAUUGUUAGCAUCCUUACUUUUAUCAUACUCAUGGUUUUCUUGACAAAACCAAAACAUUCAAUGUCAGACAUUUUAUUAAUUAAAUCAGGCAAUAUCUAUGGGAAUAGUGCAGGUGCUGAUGCGUUUAAUGGUGCUCAAGGCCGUCAAUUAACUUUUACUGAUAGAAUCGUGAAUAUUAACGCGGGUUGGAUGUCGGAUACUCUUGACUAUCUAACUUCUCUUUAUUCGAAUAAUAGAUCGAUGCAACAUGGCCGUGCAACAUAUCGUUAUUCGUCCUACAUAUCAGAGUUUGCUUUAAGUUCUGACGAAAGUAUUAGUGGCGUAGCAAUUUAUACAGAUCAGGGACGACCAAGUGAACUAUUUGGUUCAUUAAAUGGUAUGCAAAUGGAUGAAGCUCUUUCAAAUGUUACAAUUGCUUAUGUUCGAGGCAAAGCUCUGGGAUAUGUAGAAGCAUUACAAUUUAUUUGGUAUAGACAGAUGCCACGUUCGAGUAGUGCAACUUUACAAAUGUAUCAAUAUUAUAAGUUUCUAUGUCGACAGAGAGGACAAAAGUAA